Molecule: messenger RNA, 2244 nt
Organism: Gasterosteus aculeatus aculeatus (three-spined stickleback)
Lineage: Eukaryota; Metazoa; Chordata; Actinopteri; Perciformes; Gasterosteidae
Gene: mpnd
Product: MPN domain containing
Molecular function (GO): protein binding; metallopeptidase activity
Source: RefSeq, a predicted model, not a curated record
ACACAACAAGGAAACUACACCGCACAGCCUCAGACGCCUUCAUUUUAUGUGUGUGUGUGUUUUAAUUAUAGUGGCGUCUGUGGAAGCGGCACCGGAGCUCGAACACGCGGACUCGAGCGUCCGGAGGAGGAAAAAGGAGCCGCUUGUUUUCACCCGAGUGGGAUUUAAAGUCGCUCUGCGUCGCUUAUGGACUCGGAGCCACCCAGCUCUCCACAGGUGGUGGAGGACGGAGGAGAGGAGGACGAGGAGGAACUGAGUGGAGGAGAGGAGGCGGACCUGCGGUCCAGCUCCGGCCGGGGCUCCCUGCUGACCCGGAGGGGCAUCACCCUGAGAGUGCUGCUCAAGGACGGCCUGGUGGAGCCGGGCGACGGCGUGCUGGCGAUCCACUACUUGGGCAAGAACUUUGUAGGAGACCUGUUGAAUGAUGGGAAAAUCAGGUGGGUGGAGACCGGGCAGAUCUUCAACUCCCCGAGUGCCUGGGCGACGCACUGCAAACGCCUGGUCAACCCGGCCAAGAAGUCCGGCUGCGGCUGGGCGUCGGUGCGCUACCGGGGCCAGAAGCUGGUCCAGUACAAAACCACCUGGCUGCACAAGUACCAACCCAGCGCAGACAUGAGCCUGGUGAGUGAGGAGGAAGACGACGAGGACGAAGAGGAAGGGAAGACGGCCGUGCAGGCAGAGGAGAAGAACAAGAACAACAAACCUGGAUUAAAUGACGUGGUGGUUUCACGGAGAACCGACCGAGAGAGAAUUCCCGUCCGAUAUUGCACCCUGGGCACCAGAGAUGCCGCCAGAGAUCCACACACACUCGUGGAGCUGUCCGCCUUCUCGGCCAUCAACAGAUUCCAGCCGUUCAACGUAGCCGUGUCCAGUAAUGUGCUGCUGCUGAUGGACUUCCACUGUCACCUGACCAGCAGUGAGGUGGUGGGAUACCUCGGAGGACGAUGGGACACAAACACACAACUGCUGACGGUCUUGAGGGCUUUCCCCUGUCGGACCAGGCUGGCAGACAGAGACUCUGCUUCGGCUGUUGAGGAGGAGAUCUGUCAGAACCUGUUCAUGCGCGGGCUGUCGUUGGUGGGCUGGUACCACAGCCACCCGCGAGGUCCGGCCCUGCCGUCCCUGCAGGACAUCGACUCCCAGAUGGACCAUCAGCUGAGGCUGCAGGGAUCGAACAACGGCUUCCAGCCCUGUCUGGGCGUCAUCUGUGGGCCGUACUAUCACGGAAAUCAGGGCGUGGCGUCCACAAUAACCCCGUUCUGGGUCGUCCCACCGCCGGAGCAACGGCCCAAUGACCACGGCAUCCCGGUGGCUGUGGAGGUCACCUACGUGCAGGACAACUUUCUCACCAGCGACGUUCUUAAUGAGAUGAUGCUGCUGGUUGACUACUACAGGACGGCUCCCGACAUCGUCCACUUCAGCCAGUACUGGUGUCCCGACACCACUAUGAUGGACAAGAUCAAGGGCUCUCUGAGUUGUCACGCUCCCAAAGAUCAGGCCUACUCGCAGAUCUUAGAGCACGUUUACAGUCAGCUGAGCUGCACACACUGAAGGGGGGGCAGCUCUCCACCGCAAGUCCUUCCAUUUCAAAGAAAAAACAUUUGGGAUGGAUGUACCAUGUAAAAAAAAAAAAAAAACUGCUUGAAAAACAUAGAUGCCUUGAAUUCUGUCACGUUUGAGUAGUUGUGAUGCGGCGUUAUCGUGAGGUUAAAGGAGAUGUAGCACGGAGACCUUCAGGGACCAGAAAUCAACCUGCCGGAUGGAGCUCUUCGCGAUUGGACCUCUGUGCCUGUCUGUGCCGGUCUCCUGUCCUGAUGAGCAGAUAUGAGUACGAUGUAAACGUUUAAUGUGUUGUUAAUGCCUUUAUGGAGUAAUCCGAUGGAGCGGUAGCGCAGGGGGGGAUUAGUAGUUUUUAAUUUACUGCAAUAGCAAAGUACGUAAGAGUCUCUGGAUUUUACCUAAAGUCAACUCCGCAAUAAGUUUUGUGAAUGUGCAGUGAAAUUGGAUGGGUGAAAUCACCGUGCUGAGCAAAACAUGCGUGUGUGUGUGUGUGUGUGUGUGUGCGUGCGUGAACGUGCCCUUCUACUGUCUCCCUGUCAGGUUGUGUGAGGCUCUUUAUCUGUACUGUAUUUAUUACAAGCUGUGGAUUGUGUGAUGUACACGUAUGAAGACAGAGCAAUGCCUUAAGCCUGCUGAAGAUCCACAAAGCAUUAAAAUAUACACACUGGAAAUAUUUAAACACCA